CUACGACGCUACAUACUAACGUACACGGUACACGGCAGGCCCACGCACAGCUAACACACCAAGAAACGUUAAGCAAUGGCGACGGCGGCUACUGGCAUCGCGCCACCGGUAAUCAUCGUGGGGGCGGGGCCGUCGGGUCUGGCGGCGUCGGCUUGCCUGGCGCGGCGCGGGGUGGCGAGCCUGGUCCUCGAGCGCGACGACUGCGUGGGCUCGCUGUGGCGGAAGCGCGCCUACGACCGCCUCCACCUUCACCUCCCCAAGCAGAUCAGCGCGCUCCCCCACGCGCCGCACGCCGAUGACGCCCCGGACUACCUCCCGCGCGACCACUUCGUCCGCUACCUCGACGCAUACGCCGACCGCUUCGACGUGCGCACGCGCCUCCGCCGCGAGGUCCGUGCCGCGCGCUUCGUGGACGGGCGGUGGGAGGUGGAGGCCGUCGACCUCGGCACCGGCGAUGCGGAGCGGCACGCGGCCAAGUUCUUGGUGGUGGCCACGGGGGAGUUCGACGAGAGGGUGCUGCCGGAGGUGCCCGGGCUGGACACGUUCACCGGCGAGGCUAUGCACUCCAGGGACUAUGCAUCCGCCGAGGGGAUGCGUGGGAAAGCGGUGCUCGUCGUCGGGUGUGGCAACUCCGGGAUGGAGAUCGCCCUCGACCUUGCCGAGGGCGGCGCCGCCACCUCCAUCGUCGUCCGCGGCGAGCUCCACCUGAUGACGAGGGAGAUCAUGAGCGCGUCCACGGCGCUGUUCGCGUACCUUCCCGUUUGGAUGAUCGACAAGCUGACGCUGCUCGCGUGCUUCCUCGUGUUCGGCGACACCGCCAAGCACGGCCUCCCACGGCCCGCCCUCGGGCCUUUCGCCAGAAAGCUGCAGAUCAACGCCUACCCUAUCAUCGACGUCGGCACCUACGACAAGAUCAAGAACGGCCAGAUCCAGGUGCUGCCGGCGAUGACGAGCAUCGACGGGGACGUGGUGGAGUUCGCCGACGGCAGACGGCACCGCUUCGACGCCAUCGUCUUCGCCACAGGGUACCGCAGCACGGCAAAGAAGUGGCUCAAGAGCCACGGCGACGGGCUGAUCGGCGACAACGGGAUGGCGGCCGGGAGAUCGCCCAAGGGGGAGAAUGGGCUCUAUCGCGCGGGGAAUCAGAGGUGGCGGUGGUGUGGAUCCCACGCCGGCGCCCCAACCUCCGCCGGCGACUACCCGCCCAGUCCCAGCGCGCACGGCCUCCGCCAGGCGCACGAUGGAGACGGUGUGGAUCUCAUGACGGCCGCCUGGCCCCAGCGCCUCAACCUCCGCCGGCAACUACCCGCCCGGCCUGCUUCCUUGCAGCGGAUCUGGACCACGACGGCAAGAUCAGUGGGAGGCCAUCGCAUUCUUCAACGCCUCCAGUCUCCCGCAGCCUGUGCUAGUGUAGGUACUAGAUCCAGCUUAAGAGCUAGCAGUAGCACUUCUCUAUUAUCACACUCCACGCUGCAGCAAUUAUUCUCGUCAAGCUCACCACGCUUCCUCGUGACUACUACUAGUCAGUUCUUGUCUCAGCUAGCAACUUUUCGGAUGUACCUUUCUACCCUUUUUUAAAUUAUGGUUGUAAUAUUGUAACUAAGAAUAGUAUUUUUUUUUCUUCAACUUAUGGUUGUAGUUUCUGUAACUCGUUGUAUUUCCUUCUGUCUUUUUUACAUCCAGAUUGAUGAACGGCUCAAGGUGUUUUUUUUUCAAUUCUAGAUGAAACUUUAUGCAUCUAGAUGUAAUUUUUAACACUUUUCUACAUCUAGAAUUUUUUUGUGGAUCAAUGUGCAGGAUACGAAUAUCUUUUUCGAUCCCAGAUUUGGUGUACCGGAUGUAACUUUUAUCUUUUUAUUACA
This is a messenger RNA of Lolium perenne, 1862 nucleotides long. Its product is annotated as probable indole-3-pyruvate monooxygenase YUCCA11. Lineage: Eukaryota; Viridiplantae; Streptophyta; Magnoliopsida; Poales; Poaceae. The record is from RefSeq and is a predicted model, not a curated record. Gene Ontology annotation, molecular function: NADP binding; flavin adenine dinucleotide binding; N,N-dimethylaniline monooxygenase activity.